Molecule: messenger RNA, 225 nt
Organism: Clonostachys rhizophaga
Lineage: Eukaryota; Fungi; Ascomycota; Sordariomycetes; Hypocreales; Bionectriaceae
Source: the annotation of a GenBank genome assembly
AUGGCCGCAAACCCUCACGGAACUUACUACGAUCGCCAGUAUCGCCAGGGCCCCUCCCUCCUCCGUGCCCGAAAGCCAUACUUAGCAAAGAAUGCCGCCACUGGUAUUGGAUUAACAAUGAUCGUUGCAGGGAUCUAUGCCUACACCUUGCGCCAGGUCGGCCAGGACGAUUUCGAAGAUGUCAAGGUCCCCGAUGUACCCCGAGCGCCAUCCGGCUCAAAAUAA